AUGGAGAAACACAAAGAUUUUCUUUUCGUUACGAAAGGUUUUAUCGAGGAAUUAUUGGAGAAAUCUUAUGGAAUACAGUCAGAACAUUUUGCUGAAAAUUCGUCGUUAUUUUCAGAUGAAAAUGGUAAUAAAAUUAAAGAACUUGAAAAUAAUUUGGAAGGAAUAAAACGAGAUUGUAUUAUUAGCGGAGAAAAUUCUGACGUAUAUGAUAUGAUAUAUUCGACGGUCAUCGAGGAAUAUGAAAAUAUUCGUAGUCGUAACGUUACUCCUUAUCAAAAUGAGCGUAUAACCGUUUAUCACUGUAAAAUCACCUCAUCUGUAUCAGAAGCAAAUUCGACAACUAUGUUCCCUCAAACGAAAUGUAUAGUAAUGUGUUUAUUUUUUAUUAUUUUUUUCGUUCUAUUUUUUAUUUUAAUAAGCGAGGAAUAUAUAAUUCCGCGUAUCGCAAUGUCUGUUCAUUAUUAUCAGCCACCACCGUUCUAA
Molecule: messenger RNA, 483 nt
Organism: Dracunculus medinensis (Guinea worm)
Lineage: Eukaryota; Metazoa; Nematoda; Chromadorea; Rhabditida; Dracunculidae
Source: the annotation of a GenBank genome assembly